Ciona intestinalis (vase tunicate) is the source of this 4524-nucleotide messenger RNA. The record is from RefSeq and is a predicted model, not a curated record. NCBI's taxonomy places the organism in Eukaryota, Metazoa, Chordata, Ascidiacea, Phlebobranchia, Cionidae.
CUAUACAUUAUAACCCCUACCCCAGAUUUGACGAAGCGUUCACUUACUUUACCCACCUCACCAACAACCUUGAUCAACUACUCGCCGUUUAUCUACAAGCAGUGUUUGCUAAACCAAUCAAAACUCAACAAGGGUUGUCUAUAUUGUCCAAGUUCCAAUCAGUGACCCAACGACCACGGUUGAAAGAUUUAUUCAGCGAAAAAUAUAGCGACGUUUUUGCCAUGUUUGCCAAGGAGCUUGAGUCUAUACAAGAGAUGUACGAGAAGAACAAGAACGACCCCAUAAUACCCAGGAUGCCCCUCCUGCUGCUGGGGCUAUAUAUUGGUCACGCCAGUUGUUAGCUCAUAUAGAGGAUCCAAUGAAGGCUUUCCACGAGAACAAGUCCCUACCCCAAGACAAGGGAUACCAUCGUACUGUCAAGUUAUACAACAGACUUGCCACGGCACUCGUCACGUACGAAGCGAUGUGGUUUCAACAGUGGUGUAAGGUGGUGGAUGGGGGGUUGUCGGGCCUCAGGAUCCCGAUUCUGAAGCAAGAGGAGGGUGAAUUGAUGGUGAACGUUGAUCAUCAGACUCUUCAUCUCAUCCAAGAGUCAAAGUGGAUGUUGAGGAUGAAGUUGGAGAUCCCCGAUGGUGCGAGGAAGGUCCUCUUCCAGGAGCGACAGUUCAAGUUGUAUAAGAACCAUCUGGAACAUUGUUUGAAUGAAUACAAGAACGUAUGCGGGUUGAUACCUCCUCCUUUCCUCACCCUGUUCAAACCUCACACUGAUUCAGUCGUCCAAUGCUUACAAGCUGGUCUCACAUCUAUUACAUGGGAUAGCAUGAAUAUUGAUGCUUUUCUACAUAAAGCAAGAUCCACAACCCAGAGGUUGAAGUCGAUCGUGGAGAAAGUAACGGAUGUAGUGGAACAAAAGAUCGAGAGGAAGAUCUUGGAUACGAGGGAUCUUGUGUUGUUUGAUGAGGAGGAGGUGCUUGGGAGGACAUGGGAGAAUGAAGAGUUGUUGAAGACAAUCCAACAAAACAUUGAAAGAAAGGGGCAAUUGUUACGAGACAAUGUGAUGUCAAUAGAGGGAUCCAUUCAUGACAUCAUAAUGAUAUUAUCAAGCAGUAGAAUCAACAGUGCUGAUCAUCAUCAAGGUGCCGUUCCACCCAACGUAGCAAAAACAUCAAAUUCGCGAAAAUUUCGUCGCAACGUUCGCGGUGGUAGUGGAUCAACAGCCACUGGAGGCAGCAAUGAGUCAUCUAACGCGACCUUUGAUCUUCAGCAAGAAGUUGUUGAAAGAAUAUUAAUGCACUUCAACAAGCGUACGUACGCGAGCGUGUUGACAUCUGUCCGUCAAUCGCUGAACAAACUAUCUGUUGCCAUGGGAGCCGAUGCCAACCAUUCAACAACCGCCAUCAACUAUUCUAGACCUGGAAGCUCGCAAUCAAGUUCAGACAUCGCACGAACCGAUUCUUCGCUGUCCUUCAUCUCUACUGCCUCCUGGUGGGAGGAUUGCAUCGUACACGAGCAAGAGGAAGGAACGCUCAAGUUUAAAGUCAAGAUCAAGUUCCGAAUCCCAGACAUCGUACUCGACCCUCCAUUGUCCUCGGUUCAACAAACAAUCGAUGAUAUUGUGGAGUCGAUAAUCAACGUAACACGAGGAAUAGGUUGGUGGGCGGGGCCGAACAAGAACGAAAAUUAUGAAUCCGAUAUUUUGAUGGACGAGAAUAUUUCAAACCAACGAGUCGCCCUAAAUUCGCUGACUAAGGGUUUGAAACCCCAUGUUAAACAAUACCUACUGAAACUUUCCCAAUACAACUUCUUAUGGCGCGAGGACAUGCAACGUUCGUACACAAAGUUUAUGGACAUGGAACCUGAGAUGUCGGCCAUAAGAAAGGAGGUUGAAUAUCUACUUGAGGUGGAGAAGAAGAUUUCCUCCAUACCAACCAGCCUAUCAUCGGGGUCGGUGAUAUUGUGCCCAACCCCUGUACGCGAUGCUUUGCAGGGGUUGGCUGCUGCAUGGAAGACACAGUAUGCUAUGGUUCUCCACGAGGAUGCAAAGAAGAAGUUGGACGGAGUCGUUCAAUAUCGGAACAAUGUCCAACACCGGCUAUCUGCUCCGGUCACGACACUUGACCAGUUGAACAGCACCCUUGGAUUAUUGGAUGAAGUCCAUGAUAUGGAAAACAAGAUAGAUGAUGUCUAUCUUCCAAUAGAAAUCAUGUAUGAUAAACUAAAGGAAUACGAUCUUAGAUUGGCGAGGGCUGAACUACAACAGGUUGCGAAGUUGCGUGAAAAGUGGGGCGAGUUGGUACAGUUCGCUGACGGUCUCGGCCACACAUUGGUGAAGGAACGACGAACUUCAUUUGAGCAAGAGCUUGAUAAACAACUGAAGACUUUCGUGGUUGAGGUGAUACAACUACGUAACGCGUUCGAUGCUCAAGGACCAGCGGUACCAGGUGUGCGGCCCGCUGAAGCUGUACAAAAGCUUAAUGACUUCCAGAACAGAUAUACAUUAUACGACGCUAAGCGAAAAACUUUGGACUCAGUUCAGCGAUUGUUUGGGAUUCCCCCUAAACCGUUCCCAGAGUUGGACAAAACUGGGGAGGAAUUAAAGUUACUGGGGAUGUUGUACGGAUUGUUCCAGAAGUUUAUUGCGUUUGAUCGGAAGUUUCGUGAGACUUUAUGGGAGGGAGUGGAUCUACAUGCAGCUAACACUGAGGUACAAACAUAUUGGGAUGAAUGCUUAAACCUUCCAUCGAAGCUUAAGGAGUGGACCGCUUACUCGGAGAUGAAGAAUUCAAUCCAUUGUUACCUCAGUGUGCUACCAUUGUUGCAUAGACUCGCUAAAAAGGGCAAAUUCAAGGACAUUAUGAUUCCUGAAAUACGGAACCGACAUUGGUUACAAGUGAUGUUUGUAACAAACAGCAAGUUUCAAUUGGAGGCAAACUUAUUUAAACUUGGUCAUUUACUGGAUAUUGGGCUUCUACAACACAAGGGGGAGAUAGAGGACAUAGCGAUUGCAGCGAGUAAGGAGUUGGAGUUGGAGGUGAAGAUGAGAGCUGUGGAAGAGGAGUGGACGGAACAAGUUCUCACGUUUGAUAAUUACAAGAGAAGAGGACCCGUGUUGUUGGUGAAGGAAGAUUCAGAGAGAUUGUUGGAGCAACUGGAAGAUGCACAAGCACUGCUAGCUAAUAUGCUUACUUCUAAACAUAUCGGUCCUCUACGUGAGGAAGCCGCAUCAUGGGCGGAGAAGUUGAAGGGGGUAGGUGAGGUGUUGGAUGUUUGGCUGGAAACACAGGAUCUGUGGCAAGAUCUUGAAGCCGUGUUCUCCGAUCAUGUGACUGCUAAGGAGUUGCCGCAGGAAGCGAAAAGAUUCUCGAUGGUUGAUAAAAGUUAUGUGAAGUUGGUGAGACGAGCGUUUGAUACAAGGAAUAUAUUGCAGUGUUGUUACGGAGGGGAAGUCCCAAAAGGAGUCGUCCUCCGCCACAUGCAAGAAGAAUUAGAGAUAUGUUUCAAAUGUUUGACGCAAUAUCUUGACAAGAAACGAUCAGUUUGCCCAAGGUUUUAUUACCUCACCGAUAUCGCAUUGUUGGCCUUACUGUCGAGGCCCAAUGAACUGGAUUCUAUUCGACCGCAUCUAAGAUCAAUAUUCGGCAGUAUAUCCGACAUCCACGUAGAGAAAGCAACCGCGUGGUCUGAUACCGUUAGUUCAUUAAAGUCGAACCAGAACACCCCGACCCCCGUUCCACCUGAGCGCAGAUAUUCCAUCGUGGAUGACACGCAUCAUCGAUCGUCUGUCAGGUUCAAUAAAUCGGGUAUGAAGUCAUGUGACAGCCCCCACUUCUCAGCAAGCAUAGCCGACGAGGUGAAUGAGGUUUACCAAGCCACUGCUGUUGUUACUUCAGAUAAAGAGAUGUUGUUGCUAGACGAUGAGGUAAGCUUAUACGAAGGAGUUGAACUGUGGUUACAAAACUUACAAGAAUCGAUCGAGCGUUCGUUAUAUUCAACGGUGUGUCGCGCUGUACAAGAUGUGGUUGCAAAUGUGGCUGUGGAGGAACUUGCAUUGAGGUACCCCGGGCAAGUAGCGAGGCUUGCUUUAUUAUUGCUAUGGACGAGGGAAUGCGAGACGGCCAUCAACGAACUGAAGUUUGAUCGGAAAUCCUUUGUAAAUGGGAGUAAGAAGUUUGCAACCAUCUGUGCUAGGUUCCCUGUUGUAUUGAACCGUGGUUCAUGGAAAGGCACGGACGAGGUGAUGCAGCCCAUCCACCGGGUGAGGCUAGAGAGCAUGAUAAUGUACGGGGUUCAUCUACGGGAUGUUAUGGAGGGAAUGGCUGGGAGGAAACUAAGAGAGAUAGGUACUGUGUAUUAGGUGUACUUUGGGUGGUGCUACUGUGGAUUGGGUGUACUUUGGGUGGGGCUACUGUGGAUUGGGUGUACUUUGGGUGGUGCUACUGUGGAUUGGGUGUACUUUGGGUGGGGCUACUGUGGAUUGGGUGUACUUUGGGUGGGGCUACUGUGGAUUGGGUGUACUUUGGGUGG